Messenger RNA from Oncorhynchus masou masou (cherry salmon), 3139 nucleotides. Its product is annotated as ankyrin repeat domain-containing protein 46. Gene Ontology annotation, molecular function: protein binding. The transcript has 6 exons. NCBI's taxonomy places the organism in Eukaryota, Metazoa, Chordata, Actinopteri, Salmoniformes, Salmonidae. The coding region runs from base 229 to 915 and encodes 228 amino acids. The record is from RefSeq and is a predicted model, not a curated record.
UGCCAUCGGAGUAAACAAUUUAUAUUGCAAAACGUUUUGCAACAGAAUCGGCGUAAUGAUUACACCCAGAGAGAGUAACCCAGUUUGCGCUGAGCUGUUGUAAAAUCACAGCUGGUUCAGCAUCCACCACAACAACACACUGCUUAGCAGAAAAGCGAAUUUAGAUUUUCUCCUCUGAUUUGGAACACCUAAACAGGUACGCUGGAAUUUUCUGACACCCACUCGGACAUGUCUUAUGUCUUCAUUAACGACUCGUCGCAGACCUCCGUUCCCCUGCUGCAGGCCUGCAUUGACGGGGACCUGCCUUUCGCCAAGCGGCUACUGGAGACGGGCUGUGACCCAAACAUCCGGGACAACCGGGGUCGUACGGGCCUGCACCUAGCGGCUGCCAGGGGGAACGUGGACAUCUGUUGGUUCCUCCAUAAGUUUGGGGCAGACCUCCUGGCUACAGACUACCAGGGUAACACAGCCCUGCACCUCUGUGGACAUGUGGAUACCAUCCAGUUCCUGGUGUCCAACGGCCUCAAGAUAGACAUCUGUAACCACAACGGGUCGACUCCCCUUGUACUGGCCAAGAGGCGCGGGGUGAACAAGGAUGCUAUCCGACUGCUGGAGGGCCUGGAGGAGCAGGAAGUUAAAGGAUUCAACAGAGGAGCCCACUCCAAACUGGAGACCAUGCAGAUGGCUGAGAGCGAGAGUGCAAUGGAGAGCCACUCCCUGCUCAACCCCAACCUCCAGAACAGUGAGGGGGUACUGUCCAGUUUCAGGACCACCUGGCAGGAGUUUGUAGAGGACCUGGGCUUCUGGAGGGUGCUGCUACUACUGGUGGUUAUCGCCCUGCUCUCCCUGGGCAUCGCUUACUACGUCAGCGGGGUGCUGCCCUUCUCCGCCAGCCAACUGGAGCUGGUACACUGAGGAGGGAGAGAGGAACGGUCGGAACUGGGGCACAGAUAGAGGAAGGAGGGGUUUUAAAAAAAGAAAGAGGACAAGAAUGGAAGGUUUGGGGCGACAUGCAAGGAAGCACUGGGGUUUAGAUUGUAAAGGAGUGGGUGGAUGUUUUAACUUUUAGAUUCACUCGCGCACACAUACGUACUCGCAUAAUUCCAGCAAAACAUUCCCUUUCCAACCUUGGAGACUACUCUUACCUUAACAAUCCAGCCCAUUCUAGCAGAGAGCAGAGUAAUGCUUGUUCUCAUGUGAUGUCAUUGUGAUUGAUAUGACGAGCCAGGGCUUGUUGUCCAUAUGUGAUGGUUAACAGUGGCUUUUCCCCAGCUGGGCCACGUCCCAAUGAUCUCUCAUUCCUCCUAAAGUGUGCACGUGUUAACUUCCCUUCACUAAUUUGAAAGGAUAUGACUGGUAUAUGAAAUAUGGCUAGAACUCCCACCCAGGCCUCCACCAAUCCAAUGCUUUUAGAUUUGUGAGAAGGCGUGAAUUAGUGUACACUUCAGGAGAUAUUAUUGGGCAGCACCCCGGAAGUCUGCAUUUCCUGCAUUUUGUACUAUAUAUGUGUUCUAUAACAUUUGCUUUAAACAUUCUCAACGUGGCCCGUUAUGAAUGAGAAUCCACAUCAUUUCAUGUGUCAACGUGGCCCGUUAUGAAUGAGAAUCCACAUCAUUUCAUGUGUUAGUAAUGACAAAAUAAAUGACUAAAUCAAACUAAAUAUUGUACAGUGGUGUGAAUUUGUCACCGUUUUCUUUUUCUGGAAUACUCACAUGGCUUUUUAACGAAUAACCCUCAAAAAGAGAAAAUAUUCAAAUCUGUAGUGCUGGAAAAAGUACCCCGUUGUCAUACUUGAGUAAAAGUAAAGAUACCUUUUAAUAGAAAAUGACAAGUGAAAGUCACCCAGUAAAAUACUACUUGAGUAAAGGUCUAAAAGUAUUUGGUUUUAAAUAUACUUAUGUAUCAAAAGUAAAUGUAAUUAAGUAUCAAAAGUAUAAAUCAUUUCAAAUUCCUUAUAUUAAGCAAAUCAGAUGGCACCUUUUUUCUAGUAUUUUUUAAUUUAUGGAUAGCCAGGGGCACACUCCAACAUCAUUUAGAAACAAAGCAGGUGUGUUUAGUGAGUCGCCAGAUCACCAGCAGUAGGGAUGACCAGAUGCUCUCCAGUGCGUGAAUUUGACAAUUGUCCUGUCCUGCUAAGCAUUCAAAAUGUAAUGAGUACUUUUGGGUGUUAGGGAAAAUGUAUGGAGUAAAAAGUAUAUUAUUUUCUUUAGGAAUGCAGUAAAGUAAAAGUAGUAAAAAAUAUACAUAAUAAAGUACAGAUACCCCCAAAAAGUCAUUUACACCACUGCAAUUCUGACAUCAUGUGGUUUCAUACUAAUAUUAAGUUACAUAACUUUGCCUAUCUAAUGUAGUUGACACUAUUCGAGUUUAUAAGAAGAGAAAUUGUUGCGUUGUGGACCUUUUUCCUAAUGUUGUCACAAUACAUAUUUUUCUGUGUUAUGUUCUGUACUUUUCUAUUGUUUACUUGUAUUUUGUUAAGUUCUAUUCAUGUUAAUAUUACUUCUUUUUUUUAAGUCUCUUAUUUGUUUUAACGAUUUACGCAACACGGUCAAACGGUCUUACAAAGACAAUAUUUUCGGUUUAUUUCCAUUCUUACUGUUAAUAACAGGUCUCUUUCACCCACACUUCAGUUCAGAAUUUCCCUACUAAUGAUAAUCAAGCUAGAACUAUUGUGUGGAAUUUUGCAAAGAGCAAAAAUCCAACCGAAAUCCAACCAAGUGUGUAGAGUUGGCCUGAGUGCCAGUCUGUUUCUGCUGUCUUGCCAACUCCUUUAUGGAACUGUCAUGCUGUUGCUUGAUGAUGACUGCAAUGGAGUUGACAAGGGCACAAACAGAUCUGGGACCAGGCUAGUGUAGAUUUGCAUGGGAAUGGAUGUGUCAUGGUUCCUCUUCCAACUCCAUGUCGAGUACACAAUUAACUGUAGAGUAAGUAGCACCUUGAUUGUGUGCCUUUUGAAAGAAAAAUAAAUAAAUGUUUGCUGCAUUUUGUGUUCAGUUAGUUGACAGCUUGUUAAACAGUGGUAGGCUACCAAAUAGAAAAACUUUGUUUUCUGAAGAUUAUUCUAAAUAUUCUGUUUUUAUGUUGUUUUUUUGCCAUGUCAAUUGUAGUAUAUAAAUACAAAUAAAAGAGAAUCAAAUUA